This is a messenger RNA of Peromyscus maniculatus bairdii (prairie deer mouse), 942 nucleotides long. Its product is annotated as olfactory receptor 2A1/2A42-like. Gene Ontology annotation, biological process: G protein-coupled receptor signaling pathway. Lineage: Eukaryota; Metazoa; Chordata; Mammalia; Rodentia; Cricetidae. Gene Ontology annotation, molecular function: olfactory receptor activity; G protein-coupled receptor activity. Gene Ontology annotation, cellular component: membrane. The record is from RefSeq and is a predicted model, not a curated record.
AUGGAGGAAAAUCAGACAAUGGUCACAGAGUUUGUCCUGCUGGGAUUCUGCCUUGGCCCAAAGAUUCACCAAAUUCUUUUUGCAUGUUUCUCACUCUUCUAUGCCUUCACUUUGCUGGGGAAUGGGGUUAUCCUUGGAAUAAUCUGUGGAGACUCCAGACUCCACAGCCCCAUGUUCUUCUUCCUCUGUCAUCUGGCCAUCGUUGACAUUGCCUAUGCCUGCAACACUGUACCCCAGAUGCUGGUGAACCUUCUAGAUCCAUCCAAGCCUAUUUCCUUUGCUGGAUGCAUGACGCAGACCUUCCUCUUCAUGGCUUUUGCACACACAGAAUGUCUCCUCCUUGUGGUAAUGUCCUAUGAUCGGUAUGUGGCCAUCUGCCACCCACUUCGAUAUUCUUCCAUCAUGAGCUGGAGAGACUGUGCUGCUCUGGUUAUCACAUCCUGGACAUGUGGCUCCCUCCUUAGUAUGGUUCAUAUGAGCCUCAUCCUGAGGCUGCCCUUCUGUGGACCUCAUGAAGUCAAUCACUUCUUCUGUGAAAUCCUGUCUGUCCUCAAGCUGGCCUGUGCUGACACAACACUCAACAAAGUUGUCAUCUUUGCAGCUUCUGUGUUCAUCUUAGUGGGACCCUUAUGCUUAGUGCUGGUCUCCUACACACGCAUCCUGGUGUCUGUUCUGAGGAUGCAGUCAGGGGAGGGCCGCAAGAAGGCCUUCUCUACCUGCUCCUCCCACCUCUGUGUGGUCGGGCUCUUCUUUGGCAGUGCCAUUGUCAUGUACAUGGCCCCCAAGUCUCAGAACCCUGAGGAGCAGCAGAAGAUCCUUUUCCUAUUUUAUAGUUUUUUCAACCCCAUGCUGAACCCCAUGAUCUACAGUCUGAGAAAUGCUGAGGUCAAGGGUGCUCUCAGGAGGGCACUGUGCAAAGAAACUCAUUCCCAGUUGGUGUAA